This is a messenger RNA of Phycodurus eques (leafy seadragon), 1587 nucleotides long. It is a transcript of the gene mmp23ba, whose product is annotated as matrix metallopeptidase 23ba. The coding region runs from base 244 to 1440 and encodes 398 amino acids. The record is from RefSeq and is a predicted model, not a curated record. Gene Ontology annotation, cellular component: extracellular matrix. Gene Ontology annotation, biological process: extracellular matrix organization; collagen catabolic process; proteolysis. Gene Ontology annotation, molecular function: metalloendopeptidase activity; zinc ion binding. NCBI's taxonomy places the organism in Eukaryota, Metazoa, Chordata, Actinopteri, Syngnathiformes, Syngnathidae. The transcript is spliced from 8 exons.
CGAAAAGUGUGCUGUGGCUCCAGGAUGGACAGAGCGCGUUUGGUUCCAAUUAGAGCGUCUCGACGCUGACCUGUUGCCCCGUGUGCAGUAACGUGAAACCAAAAGCCCGCGGCGCGGCGAAGAGGCGAAGAGGCGAGGGAAGCUGCACAGUGCACACCUACAUACACUUUCCUUCCCACUCGGGACCCGCAGAGGCUCCGGCGCACGGCGGAGCGAGCGCAAUGGCCGAGGAGUAGCCGCUCGAUGGACCAUUUUCCGACGCCAGCCUCCCGGAGGUGCCACGGCACCGCCGCGGCGGCCAUGGGGGGGAGCUGUCCGAGGAAGUGGGGGUGGGCGCCUCUGCUGGCGGCUGCGCUGCUCAGCCUCCCGCUCGGAGGGAUGCCCCGGAGCGCCGCGUUCCCCUCGCGGAGGACCGAGGAAGAAGCUUACACCACCGUGUUGCUCAUCGGAAUGCGCAAAGAGGCCCACUCGCAAGUGCUGCACCUCUCCAGGAACAAGCGCUACACCCUCACCCCGGAGAAGCUCAAAUGGGACAAGUUCAAGCUCACAUACAAGCUGCUGUCCUACCCUACAAACCUGAUCAAUGCCACGGACACGCGUCGAGGCAUUGCCAAGGCUUUCGCCAUGUGGAGCGACGUCUCACCCUUCAGCUUCCGAGAGGUGCCAGCGGACCAGGAGGCGGACAUUAAGAUCGGCUUCUACCCAGUCAACCACACAGACUGUCUGCAGUCCUACUUGCACCACUGUUUCGAUGGCAUCACGGGAGAAUUGGCGCACGCAUUUUUCCCGCCGACGGGUGAGAUCCACUUCGACGAUCACGAAUACUGGAUUCUGGGGAACAUGCGGUUCAGCUGGAAGAAAGGGGUGUGGCUCACAGAUCUCAUCCACGUGGCAACACAUGAGAUAGGCCACGUGCUGGGACUAAUGCACUCCAGGGACCCAAAAGCGAUUAUGCACCUGAACGCAACGCUGACCGGCCGCAAGCUCAUCACGCAGGAUGAGGUGUGGGGUUUGCAUCGUCUCUAUGGAUGUUUGGACCGGUUCUUCAUCUGUCCGGCGUGGGCUCGUAAAGGCUAUUGCGAAAGCAAGCGCAAGCUGAUGCAGAAGCACUGCCCCUCCAGCUGUGAUUUCUGUUACGAAUUCCCAUUCCCAACUGUGGCUCCCACUCCGACACCCCCGAGGACCAAACACAAGCUUGUGGUCGAGGGCAAAAAGCUGACGUUCCGCUGUGGGAAAAAAAUAGCAUCGAAGAAAGGCAAAGUAUUCUGGUACAAGGACGGCGAGCUUCUGGAGUUCUCGCACCCGAACUACAUCUCUUUGAAGGACGACCACAUCACCAUCGUGGCCAACGCUAUAAACGAGGGCACGUACACCUGCAUCGUGAAAAAGAAAGACAAAGUUCUCACCAACUACUCAUGGAGAGUGCGUGUACGAUUCUGAAGGCCUCUGCUGCUCUGAACUGAAAUCUCACGGACACACACUUCCUUCAUUUGGGCACAUAUUUCCUUCUUUUGUACCUUCUAUUCUAUGAACUGUUGACAUUCAUUGUGCAAAUGUCAUUUAAUGUGAGCAAAAUAAAAUAAACAU